CUUUGCCUGAUUGACUGCGUCUCUAUAGGAUUAUUGGCGAGUGUACAUGCUACUAUUUUAACUUCAUUGACAUUUUUUUACCACACCUCCUCGUCUCCCACAUCCUGUGAAAUUGUCAGCUAUGUUCUCCUCGUCCAAGCCCUCCCUACUCUCGCCCUGGACCUCCAUGGAGCAAGCUGACUCGGACGCAUUGGAUAUCAGCACCAAAGUGCAACUGCAUGGGGUUCUGUGGAAGAGACCUUUCGGGAGGCCCUCGGCCAAAUGGUCCCGCAGAUUCUUCAUCAUCAAGGAUAGUUUUCUGUUGUACUAUGCUGAGAACGAGAAAAAAAGCUUUGAGACCAAUAGGUACUUCAACAUUCACCCUAAGGGGGUGAUUCCAUUAGGUGGAUGCAUUGUUGAGCCAAGAGAAGAUCAAAGCAUGCCAUUUGCCAUGGUCAUCAACCACGAGGACUUCACUGGAAACAUUGUCCUGGCUGCUGAAUCAGAGUCAGAGCAGAGUCAGUGGGUGGAGAUGCUGCAAGAGUCAGGAAAAGUCACUUGGAAGAAUGCUCAGUUGGGUGAGGCUAUGAUCGAGAGUCUUGAAGCUCAGGGGUUACAGCUGGCUAAGGAAAAGCAGGAAUAUCUGGAUAAGCUCAUGGAGGAGACUGAGGAACUAUGCUUGCAAAGAGAAGAGAAGGCGGAGCUGGAGAGACUGAAUCAAUUGCUGGAAGAAGAAAAGCAGAAGUUUGAGGAAGUUGUUCAAGAGCUGAGAGUAGAACAAGAGCAAAUUAAACUAGAUCUGGAUGGUACUGCUCACUGUCUGAAAGGAGUGGAAAAUGAGAAAGAGGAACUUCAUAAUCUUACCACACUUCUGCAGAAGUCUUUAGAGGAGUUAUCCCAAGAGAAAAAGCGUACCCUUGAGAUGCUGCGAGAAAGAGGACAGGAUGUGGCUGAAAGAGGAAGUGAUCGUCGGGCCUCUUUAGACUCCCAUAAUCCAGAGGUGCAGCUUCAGGGCAACCUGCGGCAAAUCGAGGAGCAGAUGAGGAGUCUACUUAAAGAGAAAGAACAGGCAGACGACAGGCUGAAAGAGAAUGAAAAGCGAGCUAAGGUUCUGCAGGAGGAAAGAGAGUUUUAUUCUUCUCAAGCUCAAACUCUCCAGCAGUCCCUCACACAGCUCACAGCAGACAAACAGCACACUGAAGAAGAGCUGAAGGCGGAGAUGGAGUCUCGUGUGGAACUGGAGCGUAGGCUGAAAUUGGCUGAGGAGGCCCUGCAAGAUCUAGAACAGGGUCUAAAUACAAUAGAACGUACCCGCGAGAGGGAUGAAAGAAUGAAAGGAGACGUCAGCCAUCUCCGCAAGUUCUUUGAGGAAUGUAUCUGUGCUGCAGAGAUCGAGGCCAAGUUACCAUCCAUCAUGAAGAACGCAGUCUAUCUGCAUAAAGCUGCUGCUCGGCGCAUCAAAAGUUGCCGUAUCCAGAAACGGGCCUCCAGGCAGCACUGGUUGAAGCACUCUCAAUCGUUUGCCACCUCUCGCGGUGCCUCCUCCACCAGUCUUGAAGAGUUGAGAGAAACCGCCCGGCGUCUGACUUCAGACAGCUGUUUAAGACGGCAAGCCUACAAGAUCAUCGCCCGCCAGGACACCGUUCAGUCUGAGGACUAACAAUAUUCUGACAGACAGAUGGACUGACAGAACAACCUGGGAGGGAGGGGAAGCUGUUUUGUCAUCCUGCUCUCUGCUGUGCAACUUUAAAGUUUAACGUUUAACAAGUUUAACAUGAUUCAGUAUAGGGAAACUACAAACACAGUGUGCUGUCUUCUGUUGUCAUACUUUGAGACUAUGUUUCCUUCAGUUUUAAAUGUAUAACACUGUUUAACUAUAAAAUGGCAAAUAUUUGCUUUUAGUGAAAAUAAUAUAACCUAUUCAAUGACACAUAGCUUCUAUGAAAAAUACCUAAGAGGCUGUAAGUUGAGCUAUGCUGGAACUGUCAAAACUGGAACUGAGAAAAAGUGUAAGGUUGUUUGUUUGUUUUUUAAGUCUAUAGGUCUCCAUUUUUAAGUCUAUAAGUCUCCAUUAUAGAGCUUUAAGCCAUGAACCAAACAAAUCAGCUACCAGGUAAAUCACAAUAUAUAUAAUCAACAAAAAAA
Molecule: messenger RNA, 2124 nt
Organism: Ctenopharyngodon idella (grass carp)
Lineage: Eukaryota; Metazoa; Chordata; Actinopteri; Cypriniformes; Xenocyprididae
Gene: plekhd1
Product: pleckstrin homology domain containing, family D (with coiled-coil domains) member 1
Exons: 13
Coding region: 122-1639 (505 amino acids)
Source: RefSeq, a predicted model, not a curated record